CAAUAGUAGUUGUUCAUCCAACUUCAUUAUUAUGCUUAGCCAUUAUUUAUGUACCUUAUCUGCAGCUACCUUAGCCCCAAAGCUUAUGCUCAAUCAAAACUAGCAAACAUAUUACAUGCCAAGGAACUAUCAAAACAGCUCAAGGCAAAAGGAGCAAAUGUGACUAUCAAUGCUGUCCAUCCAGGGGUUAUAAAGACUGAAAUUACAAGAGAUUUCAAAUUUAUUUCAGAUUUUAUGUAUUUUGUGGCAUCCAAAUUUGUCAAGUCAACAUCACAGGGUGCGGCCACGACAUGUUAUGUUGCAUUGAGCCCUCGACUAGUCGGCGUAAGCGGCGAGUACUUUGAAGACUGCAACGAGAGCCGCGCCUUAGGCCUCGCAAGUGACGACGACAUUGCUCGGAAUCUUUGGAAGCAGACGCAUGAGCUCAUCAUCAGUAUUAUUGGUGAAUAA
Molecule: messenger RNA, 450 nt
Organism: Salvia miltiorrhiza (redroot sage)
Lineage: Eukaryota; Viridiplantae; Streptophyta; Magnoliopsida; Lamiales; Lamiaceae
Product: short-chain dehydrogenase TIC 32, chloroplastic-like
Exons: 4
Coding region: 49-450 (133 amino acids)
Source: RefSeq, a predicted model, not a curated record